Molecule: messenger RNA, 3385 nt
Organism: Sebastes umbrosus (honeycomb rockfish)
Lineage: Eukaryota; Metazoa; Chordata; Actinopteri; Perciformes; Sebastidae
Gene: cwc22
Product: CWC22 spliceosome associated protein homolog
Exons: 20
Coding region: 126-3167 (1013 amino acids)
Biological process (GO): mRNA splicing, via spliceosome
Cellular component (GO): catalytic step 2 spliceosome
Molecular function (GO): RNA binding; protein binding
Source: RefSeq, a predicted model, not a curated record
AAACCUCGGGGCUCUUAUUCUGAAAACCGGAAGCUGUCAGUGACCUGGAAGUGAUUGAAGUGAUUUCAGGAAGUUUGUCCGCCAGAAGAUCGACUGAGGGACGAAAAGGCGGAAAACAAGACGGUAUGGACUCUCCAGGCAGAAGUCGAAGUCCCAGUCCUGCACAGAAAGAACAAAGUGGACCUUCAGAAGACGAAUCCAGUCCAGCAGCAGAGAAGCCCCAAAAGGCCGGCUCGGUCGAGGGAAGCCCUAAAGAGAAGCCGUCCCCUCAGGCCAGUCCUGAAGGCCGUGCUCCCUCCAAGAGCCCUGCCUCCGGGAGCCACGCCUCCGGGAGCCCCGCCUCCAGCAGCUCAGACGACGACAGCAGCAGCAGUGAUGAGGAUGAACAUCACGGGGCACUGAGGAAGCUCAGGAGCAGUGUGGCUCAGAUCAAAAGAUCGAAAUCCAAGUCCAGGUCCAGAGAGCGAGAUAGAUCCAUAUCCAGAGAGCGAGACAGAUCCAGGUCCAGAGAGCGAGACAGAGACAGAGACAGAGACAGAGACAGAGACAGAUCCAGAUCCAGAUCCAGAUCCAGAUCCAGAGAGAGAGACAGAUCAAGAUCCAGAGGACGAGACAGGUCCAGGUCAAGAGGACGGGACAGAUCCAGGUCCAGAGAGAGAGACAGAGACCGGGGGCGCUACGACAGAGGACGCUAUACUCGGGAUCGCUAUGACGAUCGCCGUGACGAUAGGGAUGGGCGUUUUGACCGGUGGCCCAAUCGGGAUGCAGAGUCGGAUCACAGGAGGCGAGGACGCUCUGGCUCCCCUCCGACAGACAGGGAGCCAACGGCGGCCGAGGAGCCGCCGGUCAAGAAGAAGAAGGAGGAGAUCGACCCGAUCCUGACGAGGACGGGUGGAGCUUACAUCCCUCCUGCCAAGCUGCGCAUGAUGCAGCAGCAAAUCACUGACAAGACCAGUCUGGCCUAUCAGAGGAUGAGCUGGGAGGCCCUGAAGAAGUCCAUCAACGGUCUGAUCAACAAAGUCAACGUGUCGAACAUCGCCUUCAUCAUCCAGGAGCUGCUGCAGGAGAACAUCGUCAGGGGGAGGGGUCUGCUGUCUCGCUCGAUUCUGCAGGCUCAGGCGGCGUCUCCGAUCUUUACUCACGUUUACUCCGCCGUCCUCGCCAUCAUCAACUCCAAGUUCCCUCAGAUUGGAGAGCUGAUCCUGAAACGCCUCAUCCUGGCCUUCAGGAGGAGCUACCGCCGCAACCUCAAGCAACAGUGCCUGACAGCCUCAAAGUUUGUGGCACAUCUCAUCAACCAGAACGUGGCCCAUGAGGUUUUGUGUCUGGAGAUGCUCACUCUGCUGCUGGAGCGUCCAACUGACGACAGCGUGGAGGUCUCCAUCGCCUUCCUGAAGGAGUGUGGACUCAAACUGACUGAGGUGUCCCCGCGAGGAAUCAACGCCAUAUUUGAGCGUCUCAGGAACGUCCUCCACGAGUCGGCCAUUGAUAAGAGGGUCCAGUACAUGAUAGAGGUGAUGUUUGCCAUCAGGAAGGAUGGUUUCAAAGAUCAUCCAGUGAUCCCAGAGGGUCUGGACCUGGUGGACGAGGAAGACCAGUUCACCCACAUGCUGCCACUGGAUGACGAGUACAACACGGAGGACAUCCUCAAUGUUUUUAAGAUGGACCCAGACUUCCUGGAGAACGAGGAGAAAUACAAAACCAUCAAAAGAGAAAUCCUGGACGAGGGCAGCAGCGACUCAGGGGAGGACGGCGACGGCAGCGACGAAGAUGAAGAGGAUGAAGAGGAGAAAGCGGCGGAGGGAGAAGAUGAGAAGGUCACCAUCUAUGAUCAGACAGAAGUCAACCUGGUUGCUUUCAGAAGAACCAUAUACCUCGCUAUACAGUCCAGUUUGGACUUUGAGGAGUGCGCUCACAAACUGAUCAAGAUGGACUUUCCUGACAGCCAGACGAAGGAGCUGUGUAACAUGAUCCUGGACUGCUGCGCUCAACAGAGAACUUACGAGAAGUUCUUUGGUCUGCUGGCCGGGAGGUUCUGUCUGCUGAAGAAGGAGUACAUGGAGAGUUUUGAGGGGAUUUUUGCAGAGCAGUACGAGACGAUUCACCGACUGGAGACCAACAAACUGAGGAACGUGGCUCGACUGUUCGCUCACCUGCUCUACACAGACUCUGUGCCCUGGAGUGUGUUGGAGUGUGUCAGGAUGAGUGAGGAGACCACGACGUCGUCCAGCAGAAUCUUUGUUAAGAUCCUUUUCCAGGAGCUCUGUGCCUACAUGGGCCUCCCCAGACUCAACCAGAGGCUCAAAGACCCGACUCUGCAGCCGUUCUUCGAAGGCCUUUUUCCUCGUGAUAAUCCCAGGAACACUCGCUUCGCCAUCAACUUCUUCACCUCUAUUGGACUGGGAGGACUAACGGACGAGCUGAGGGAACAUUUGAAGAACGCUCCCAAAAUGAUCAUGACUCAAAACCAGGAAGUGGAAUCCUCUGACUCCUCCUCGUCCUCUUCAUCCUCCUCUUCCUCGUCCUCCUCCUCCUCCUCAGACUCCUCCAGCGAAUCAGAUUCCUCGGACUCCUCCAGCAGCAGCAGCUCAGACUCGGAUAGCAAACAUAAGAAGAAGAAGAAGAGAAAAGAACAAAGCGAGGAGAAAAAGAAGAAGAAGAAGAAAGGGGAGGACAAGAAGAAGAAGAAAAAGAAAGACAAACCGUCGGACAAGAAGCGAGCGGGACGCAAGAACGACGACGAGGAUGAUGACAGUGACGACGAGAAGCAGGCGAGGACCGACAGGAAAGGCCGUGCACGUGAGGUGGAGGGGCGUGAGCGUGCACGCGAAGUAGAGGGGCGUGCACGUGAAGUAGAGGAGCAUGCACGUGAGGCAGAGGAGCGCGAGCGUGCACGUGAGGGUGCCCGUCGGAGCAGACGAGACGAAAGGCCAGAGGAGGAGGAGGAGCAGCAGCAGGAGGAGAGGAGACGAAAAAUGGACUUUCAAGGCCGACAAAGAGACGAAGAUAGGGAGCGAGACAGAGGGAGGGAAAGGGAGAGAGAACGAGGGAGGGAGAGACAGACUGAGGAGAAGAGAGAGACGGAGAGAGAGCGAGAGAAGCCGAGGGAUAGAGAGAGGAAUAAAGAGAACAGAGAGGGGAACAGAGAGGAGAGAAGGAGGAGGUAAGAUCCCUUCAUCUUGAAGCAGCAGUGAUGGACUGAUCAUGACAUCUUUUCCUUCCGUCAUCCUUCGUUUCUUGACCUCAUCCUGUCACUCUGGUGUUUUUGGAUAUGGGACCCGUCUCUCUGUCUUAAUCUGUCCGUCUGUAUUUUCUACUAUUGAUUUUUGUUGUUGAUGAAAUUUGAAAAAAAAAAAAAAACAUUAAAGUUGCUUUAGAUGUUUUA